Molecule: messenger RNA, 3541 nt
Organism: Drosophila takahashii
Lineage: Eukaryota; Metazoa; Arthropoda; Insecta; Diptera; Drosophilidae
Gene: blot
Product: bloated tubules
Biological process (GO): sodium ion transmembrane transport
Cellular component (GO): neuron projection; plasma membrane
Molecular function (GO): gamma-aminobutyric acid:sodium:chloride symporter activity
Source: RefSeq, a predicted model, not a curated record
UCGGUUGUCGCCCGUCCGCGUCGUUCCCCCAACUGCCUUAUAAGCAUUUUAUUCCGUGCAUUUUAAAUUGUUCUAUCCGUACGUGUUUCCGUGUGUGCCCAUGUGCCGUGUUGAUAACUCCGUGAAAUGCAAAUGAUCUGAUCGAUGAGCAGCAGCUACAAGCCCCGCAGCAGCGACGAGGCCCUCGCCGAGCAGAUCAGCUUAGCCCGUGCCGGAAGUGGCACCCAGCCCCCGGCCACGCCCACCUACCGCCAGAUAUCCGGCGCCAUGGCAACCCUGCCGCGCCAUGAUAACAACCACAAUCACAACAACAGCAACUCGAGCCGCCUGCGCAGCGAUUCCACAGCCACGUCGCGAACCUGCGUCUAUAUUGGUGGAACGCCAACGGGCGGCGGAACCGGAAAUGGCCAGAUAUCCGUGACCUUGGACCGCCGACAGCCGCAGCGAAUGUCCUGGCUGAAUAUGCGACGGGCCAAGGCCAGCGAGGCGGACCUGCCCACCGUCACGCCCUCGCCACAAACCACUCGCAGCUGCAUCUCCACGGUGUCCAGUGUGGUGGACAGUGGUGGCGGCCGCACCACCGCCACUUCCGGUCGCAUCAGCUCCAGCGGCAUCGUCACCCUGAGCGGCAGCAACAACACACUGAGCGAAAUCCAGGGCGGCUACCACGACAUGGAUCACGACGCGGUGUCCAAGAACUUCUCCGUUUCGGCCUCGGCCCACUCCGCCCACAACAUCACCACAGCGAGCAAUGCCAAACUACUGCCAGCCGUCGAGGAUGAGGCCAACAAACAGACGAAAUGCUCGGUGUUCCGUGGGCUCGUGCUCUGUUUGUGCCUGAACCUGAGCUACGCGAACGUGGUCCGCUUCCCACGCGAGUUGGACCGCUACGGGUCGGCGUACCUGGUGCCGUAUGUGGUGUUGCUGUUUCUAGUCGGCCUGCCCAUGAUUCUGCUGGAGAUUUCAGUGGGCCAGUUCCUGGGCCAGGGGGCGGCGCACACCUGGCGCGCCUCGCCCAUUUUCAAAGGAGCCUGCAUCAUCAGUCGCUUUGCCUCUUGGCUCUCGGCCAUUUGGGUGUCCCUGCAGGCCGUGCUGGCACUGGCCUACAUCGGAAUGUUCGCCUCGAAUGACCUGCCAUUCCGGGAGUGCGCCGGACCCGUGAAGCUGAGACAGAGUGGCUACCUCCUCGAGGGAACCAGUGGACAACAGUGCCUGCAGCAGACCUUUCUCACUCCCUUCUGGCGAAAUCCUAUGUACUUUGGUCUCCUCUCAGCGGGAUUAAUAGGUCUCUGGAUCGUGGUAAUGCUGUGCACCCAUAAUGCCAAGAUCCUGAGGCGCAGCAUCUUUGUCUUCGGACUGGUUGGCCUGGUCCUGCUUUGCACCCUCACCGGUUGGGAGGUGCGCAACUCCUUCAGUCGUCACUACUUCCCAGAACUCUGGGGCUUCGAUGCCAGUUUGCUGGCCGAGAGCAACAUCUGGUUCAAUGCCCUCAUGCAGGUCCUCUUCUCGGUGAACUGCGGCUUUGGAGCCCUGCCCAUGGUGACUGGAAAGUUCCUUUACAAAGGCGACGCCGUGAGAACCUCGGUGGUUUACCUCUGCUUCAAUCUGCUGAUCAACGCCAUUGCCGUGACCCUGUUCAUGGUGCAGUUCGAUCUCUCCGCAAAUGGUUACCAGAAUACGGAGGAGCUGAAGCCGCUGACAGCCAUCUAUGAUCGGGUUUUGAAUGGCUCGCGGGAGGGCGAUAGUCAUCUGUUGCAGCAUCUGGUUCCUUCGCUGAUCUACGCCCUCAUCAUCCUGGCGGCCAUGGUCUCCAUCACGGUGGCGGUCUACACCUCCACCCGUCUCGUGCCACGACGCCCCAACUAUGUGAUCUGCCUGAUUGGACUGGUGGUGGCGGUCAUUUCGUUUGCGGCGCCCAAGUUCCUCAUUGCCCGCGUGCUGGACUCGCGACUGGUGGGCACCAUGGUGGUGACUGCUCUGGUCUUCGAGCUAAUUGCCAUUACCUGGAUCUACGGGGCCAAGAACAUCUACACCGAUCUGGAGUUCUCCAUCGGACGUCCCAUCUUUCGUGUCUGGAUGUGGCUGUGGGUCAUCUGCCCGGCCAUUCUCACCGGCAUCCUGGUGUGGUGGUGUGCCGACGACGAUCAGUAUGAUUUGCUGGCCGAAUAUCUCCCACGUUGGGCGCCAAUUCUUUUUGUCCUAGCCGUUAUUGUGAUCAUUGCCUGUGUGCAGAUCUUCCGGCAGGUGGAGUACAAUUUCUUCGGCAUGAUCUGCGAGGCCUCCAAGCCGGCCAAGGAGUGGGGUCCGGCGGAUCCGCUGGCCCGUCAUUCGUGGAAGCAGUGGCGCUCCGUCUGCCAGGACACAGGACGCAGGGACUUCACUCUGAGGCGCCGGGGCACCCGGGACUACACGCACUCCAUCAAGAAGGGUCAGUACUCCAGUGCCACGAAGUAUGGCGUACAGAAUGGCAAUCAAACCCAGACGCCCAUGCAUCAGCAGCACUGGAAGUCCUCGACGCCGGGCAACAGUUCACCCAACUACAGUGGCUCCAUGUUUGGGGACUCGGCCAUCGAGGAGGACAUCAGUGUGGAUAAGUUUCCGGGAAUUACCCGGGAACAGCAGUAUGUGCCCUUCCAGGCGAGCGAUUCGAAGCCCACGCGGUAUUCCCAGCGAAUGCGGCAGACUGCUCAGCCGCAGACGCAGAUGCGACCACCGCCGCCGGCGAGGGAAUCGGUGGAGAAGCAUCGCGAGGUGGUCUACAUACGCCGCCUGUCCGACGGAGGCAGUGGAUCGCAUGCCACGCGGAUAGAGAUUUCGCCCUCGAACGAGUCCAUCACCUAUGGCAAUGGCAAGAGCAACAAUAACUCCACCUCGGCCAUGUCCCGCAAUCCGCUGGGCCGCUCCACGGGCUGCCUGGCCGCUCCCGCCCAACAGCCGCCGCCGCCCAGCGUCCAUGUUAAGCGUUCGGCCAGCUCGGUGGUCAAUGUCAAUUCACACAAGCUGCCACCACCGGCGAAUGCGGGUGGUGCAGCGGAUCACAUUUGCUGGCGGAAGUUCAACGUGAAUCCAGAAGAGUAUUCCACGGAGCUGUGAAACGAGGCGAGAGUCCAUAGGAGGAGGAAACGAAGCAUUCACAUUCAAAAAGACUUGUUGCAUCCAAAACAAACGUAUCUGUAUCUGUAAUCCGCAAUCCGUAGUCCGUAUUGCACCUAAGGCACACCUAAUUGUAACGUGUAUCUUCUAGUUGCGAGCUGUAAAUAGAGAGAGAGAGAGAGAGUGAAAGGCGUCCCUAGAUAUAGUUCUACGAUCUAGUUCCUUAGCUUAAGUCGAGAAAAUUCCGUUGUCAUUGUUCUAAAUCUGGAAAUCAGGAGCAGGAGGAGUAGAAGUAUACAUUUAGUCUAAGCACAUUGAACUAUCAUGGAUUCGAGUGCCUGAAAAACAUGAAAUAACCUAGCCUAAGCAUCCAUUGUAAAGUUACAAAACCACAACGAUUUCGAAAACGAUCUUAUGUAAUAAAUAGUACGAUUAGUAAAUUAUGAAA